This is a messenger RNA of Dibothriocephalus latus, 1041 nucleotides long. Lineage: Eukaryota; Metazoa; Platyhelminthes; Cestoda; Diphyllobothriidea; Diphyllobothriidae. The record is from the annotation of a GenBank genome assembly.
AUGGAUAUACAUUUGGACAACCUAAGCGCCUCCGUUAGACUGGUUAACCAGACGUUCGACGGCAAAGAGUGCAGUUCGAGUUUGCGCGGACCCUAUUUCAUUCUCGUUGCAUAUGUCUGCUCCUUCAUUGGCCUAUUCGGAAUCCCUGCUAAUGCCCUCACAGUCUGUGUUUUGCGAGCCGAUCGAAAAAAAAAUACUGCCCGUUAUCUUAUGCUGGUUUUGGCAGCACAAGAUCUAUCACUUAUCAUCAUUUACAUGAUUUAUUACAUUGUACCCCUACUUCAUCAGCGUUUCGAAGCCUUUCCAUUCAUUAUUCAGUAUAUAUGGUUUGCCGAUUCACCCAUCCUCUUUCUUUUGGGAUGGUUCAAGUUUUCAGAGGCCUAUACGAUCGUGCUUAUCUCAAUUGACCGAUUUGUUGCUCUACGGUAUCCAUUUAAAUCAGCAAGCAUUUGUACGCUAUCAAAUGCCCGACGUGCACAGGUGCUCAUUUGGGUGGUCGGACUUGCCUCAAAGUUACCCAACCUCAUUCUGGAUUUUUGUUACCACGACUGGUACAGUCAAUGCGACUCCUGUGAGCCAAUUUUCAUUAAACAACCCUGGUACGGAACCUUUCGACUUGUUUAUGUGCAAAUUAUUGACCAAAUUAUAACCUUUCUUAUUCCCCUGGCCUGUUUGGUCCUCCUCAAUGGCUACCUUAUUUGGCAAUUGCGCGGCGUUGACAAACUUUACGCGGCAGAAAAUAGGUGCACCAUGUUGGUCUGUGUCAUUACAAUGUUCAUCAUCUGCGAAACGCCAACGGCUCUCUACUUUUUCUUGGAAAUGUAUGCAAAGAUACGGGGAGUCGAAACCAUCCGUGAGACCACACUUGCUGUGUACGCCAUCGCUCUGUUUACUGCUAUGAUAAAUUUUGCCUGCAACUUUGUGAUAUAUGGACUCGUUGGCUGCCGCUUUCGUUGGAUUUUAAAGCAGUCAGUCAAUCGCCCAGACAGCGUCCGCAAAAACGGAUACACCCCAUUCGACUUCGGCCCUAUCCGGAAGUAA